AUGGCGGCCCCGGAUCCAAACGCUCGGCCAACCGAAGGCAAAAGAUAUCCUGAGGAUGAAGUCGAAGAGGCACAAGCCCACAAUUUGAUAGAGAAGUGCAUUCAGCUGUACAUGGACCGUGACGAAACAGCCCGUGCGUUAGAAAUUCAUUUCGGGAUCGUCCGCCAGCUCACACGUCUCAUUUGGGACAAAUUGGAAGAAUGUAAUCAGGAGUUUUUCCAAAGUUACUACACAAGGCUAGCCUUGAAACAACAGAUCGUCAGGUUCAAUGAAUUGCUCGAGCAACAGCAUCAAGCCAUGAAUUCUCCUCUGGUGCCUGCGGAGCAACAAAUGUCAAUGGAACCGGCAGAGACAGCUCCACGGGCUAAUUCUCCAGUGAGCAAGACGAGCAAUGAGAAUGAAGCUGAAUCUAACAAGCUACCUGCAAAUCCUGUCGGCAUUGUCGGAUCAGAAGAUGUGGUGGGUUCCGACCCAAAUCUCAUGCCCAGCGGUAGUCUUGCUUGGUCUUCAUUGGAAAAUGCUGCAUUAGACACUGCACAUAUGUCAAUUUCGCAAGUCCCGAACCUUAUCGCAGGUGACCACCACACUGCAAACUUCAGGGGACCUGUUCAAUCAUCAUCCUCAGGGUUUGUGCCACUUGGACUCAAACCCUGA
Syzygium oleosum is the source of this 654-nucleotide messenger RNA. RefSeq lists its product as uncharacterized. NCBI's taxonomy places the organism in Eukaryota, Viridiplantae, Streptophyta, Magnoliopsida, Myrtales, Myrtaceae. The record is from RefSeq and is a predicted model, not a curated record. The transcript is spliced from 5 exons. The coding region runs from base 1 to 654 and encodes 217 amino acids.